AUGACCUCCCUGCCAGCCCUGAGGCUCUGGGUGGGGACGUUGGUGGUCAUGCUGGUGGCUGAGCCGCCUGGAGCUCUGCAGAAGUGCAUCUUUGAUGAGGUUCAGGCUCAGGUCCGAGUGGUCAGAGCUGCACGGAUCAACCCCCACAGCCCCCCCGAUGAGCCCACACCCGCACCCCUGACUGGGCCACGGCACCAGAGGAGCAGCCUGGGAGAGAUGACCCCUUCUGCUCCUGCCUCGCCACAGCCAAUCAGGAUCCACACCUGGAUUCCGAGAGAGAGCGACCACCUAUCAGACGCAGAGAAGGGGAGACUGGAGGAAGCAGUGGAGGAGGCUGUGAGGGUGGUGUCGUCUUUACUGUCAGUGAACAGGGUUGUUGGUCCUUUGCUGCUCAGCAGAGACGUCAACAAAUAUUGCAAGUUCAUCUGGAGCAAUUCAAGAACAAGCAACUACAACAGGUGUGGUCGAGCCAACAACAACUACAGGAACGAGACGUGUCUGGACGUGACAAUCCCAGAUCAGCACCUGUCUGGAUGUGAUAUUUACCCGGAGCCUGACUCACCGCUCAGGACUGUGCUCAGACCUGAAGGUGCCGGACUCCCCGACACCGACUUCCUGCUCUACCUCCACACACAGUCCACUGACAAGUGUCGGGCAGAGCCCAGUGUGUUGGCAUACGCUGCCCACUGCCAGACGGACACCCAGGGGCGACCUGUGGCCGGGGUGGUGGUCAUCUGCAGGGACAGACUCUCAGAAGCUGCCUACAACCACCAAGCUACAGUACAGACUGUGAUUCACGAGCUGUUCCACGCUCUGGGCUUCUCUAGAGAUCUCUACCACACCUGGAAAGACUGUUCAUCCUCAGCUCCAGCACUGGGCUCUGGAUGUUCACCUCGGGGGAAAGUGGUUCACUCUGAUGGAUCAGGUCAGAUGAGGAUCUACACCUCUUCCGUCCUCUCGGCCCUGCAGACGCACCUGAUGUCCCCUGACCCGGAGCUGGGAGGCCCGCUGGAGAACCUGGAUGCACCAGGCAGAGCGUCCUCUCACUGGGAGGCCCGAGUCCUGCGGGGGUCCAUCAUGGCUGCGGAGCUGGAGGACCCGGCCACGGUCCGGAUCGACCCGGUCACUCUAGCUGCUCUCCAGGACACAGGCUGGUACAGGGUGGAGCUGAGCCGGGCACAGAGUCUGGUCUGGGGUGACAGUGAAGGAGCCUCGUUUGGUUCCCUGUCAACCUGCCAUCACAACUCUUCAUCCUUUUUCUGCACCGGCAGUGGACUUGGGUGUCAUUUUCUUCACCUCCACAAGGGCGAGUGUCAGACUGAUCCAUACCUGGAGGGGUGUCGAGUAUUUAAACCCCUAAAGAAUUCAAGUGAAUGCUGGAAAAAGGAGAACACCAGGCCGACACCUGAGCUCGACUGGAGCGGGGAGAUUUGGGGCCUCGGCAGCCGUUGCUUCUCCUCCAACCUGACCAGACAGACGCAGUUCCUUGAAUCGAGCGGCUCAGUGGAGGGCCGCUGUUACAGACACAGAUGUACUGGACCGAACAGAUACCAAAUCCAGGUGUCUGGCUCUGACUGGGUGGACUGUCCCCCAGGGGGCGCAAUUCAGAUAAAUGGAUACCAGGGUUUAGUGUUCUGCCCCGACAGGAGGUUGUGCCUUUACCCGGAUAUCACUCCUCCCUCAGAUGAUGUUGGUGGAUUUCCUCCUUCCAACACAAGUGACCCUGAAGGGAUGAUGAACCCAGCCCAGGACGGCGGCGGGUCGAGCCUCAGGCCUCACACAGAGCUCAGUGUGGCCUCGGCGCUCGGCUUCACGGCCGCUCUGUGUCUCCUGGCUGCUCUGGCUGUGUCUUACAGGAAGUGUCGCUCCUGCAGGAACAGGGUUCGCUCUGUUCCAGACGAUCACAGUGACCUUUAA
Pleuronectes platessa (European plaice) is the source of this 1917-nucleotide messenger RNA. RefSeq names its product ciliated left-right organizer metallopeptidase. The record is from RefSeq and is a predicted model, not a curated record. Gene Ontology annotation, cellular component: cytoplasm; membrane. Gene Ontology annotation, molecular function: metalloendopeptidase activity. Lineage: Eukaryota; Metazoa; Chordata; Actinopteri; Pleuronectiformes; Pleuronectidae. Bases 1 to 1917 code for a protein of 638 amino acids. Gene Ontology annotation, biological process: proteolysis; cell adhesion. The transcript is spliced from 14 exons.